UCAUGUUAGUCGUACUACUGGCUUUGCAGUUUGCGACAAUGGAAUGAGGACAUGAGGCCAUUUUUAAGGGGAAAAAAGCUGGAGUAAAAAUGAACGUAAAGGCAGCAGUUUGUCAGCUAUGGAGAACAUACCACCAGCACAACCUACCCUGUUUUCAGACGUUGAGAAACGUUUGUGCAAGUCGCCGAACAUGCAGCGCAAACGAAUCAGACAGCGGACAACCAGAAAGGACAGGCAAGAGGUCCAACUUUGUUCCGGUUGCCAGCUCCAAGCAUGACUGGAUUGGUCCCCCAGACAGGCUGUCGAAUCUCCGGCCAAUCAUAUACCAUAUUCCCGAGAAUGAGACUCCAUUGGAGAGACAGCUAAGGCACAUGAGACAGGAGACAGAGGACUGGAAUCAUCAGUUCUGGGCCAAUCAAAAUCUCACUUUCAGCAAGGAGAAAGAUGAGUUUAUCCAUAUGUGCCUGAAGGCAAAGGGCCUUAAUCGUAGAGAUGAGAAUGGCAGGAAGAGAACUCUGAGCAGUGAAGAGAUGGCAGUUUUUUACAAAGAUUUCCUUGACAAGAACUGCACGAAACAUGCCAAUUACAACAAGGAGUGGUACAGACGCAAUUUCACAAUCACCUUACUCAUGGGAAGAGUGGCCCUGCACAGGGCCUGGAGGAGGCUGACAAGGAGACGGAGUCCUGUUACGUGACCCUCAAUAAAGUUGUUGCCUGUACAGUCA
Molecule: messenger RNA, 725 nt
Organism: Megalops cyprinoides (Indo-Pacific tarpon)
Lineage: Eukaryota; Metazoa; Chordata; Actinopteri; Elopiformes; Megalopidae
Product: cytochrome c oxidase assembly factor 8
Exons: 5
Coding region: 90-695 (201 amino acids)
Biological process (GO): intrinsic apoptotic signaling pathway
Cellular component (GO): mitochondrion
Source: RefSeq, a predicted model, not a curated record